Alosa alosa (allis shad) is the source of this 2684-nucleotide messenger RNA. RefSeq names its product claudin-34-like. The record is from RefSeq and is a predicted model, not a curated record. The transcript has 2 exons. Bases 530 to 1285 code for a protein of 251 amino acids. Gene Ontology annotation, cellular component: plasma membrane; bicellular tight junction. Gene Ontology annotation, molecular function: structural molecule activity. Gene Ontology annotation, biological process: cell adhesion; bicellular tight junction assembly. Lineage: Eukaryota; Metazoa; Chordata; Actinopteri; Clupeiformes; Clupeidae.
UGUGAAACCUACCUGCUGUAAUUCAGUUAUAACAGCGCUAUCGUCAUCAAAGGUAUUCAUGACGUAGAUGUCCCAAGUCAAUAUUUAGCCUAUACGGUGUGUUUCCCGCAUUUACCAACUUGUCGGCAAAAUAAGGAAGUCUUCGAAUUUUCCUUUGAUCUUGAGAAGAAGGAAACUGAAGCCUGCAUGUCAAUCAGUCUAUUUGCCAUGCCCUUCUCACUACGACAAGGCAAGUGGAAUCAUCUCGAGGGACCUGGGUGCUUUGUUUGUCGCGUAUCCUGGGACCAGGUAGGUGAGAACAGCAGUGUGACAGACCAUGAAGUUAUUCUCAAAUCCAAAGUAGAAGCGAGCAAAUGUGACAGUAGUCUCUGAGCUGAAAUCACUCUUUGGCAAUGCCCAGUGGUCAACAACAGUGAAUUGGGUGCUUUGAUGUGGCAUGUGAGGUUGGUGACCAGUGUGGACAUGUCUUACCGGCUGGAAUGGGUGAGGAGCCUGGUUUUGUGAAGAUUUGACCCACAGGUGUGAACCCAUGGCUUACCUGGCCCAUACAGCCCAUCCACAGCUCGUUGGACUAUGGCUGGGCAGCAUAGGAUGGAUCCUCACCAUGGUGACCAUCGGAAUGGUCCAGUGGCGUUUGUGGGUGGUGGCGGACAUGAGUGUCGUCUCGUCUGGGCUGGCGUGGGUGGGCAUCUGGAGGGUCUGCUUCUACAGCCACACGGUGGUGACUUCGCAGCGUGGCCCCCUGUACUGCCAGAAGAUGGACAUCUCGGACCGUUUCAUUCCCAAGGAGAUCGCCGUGGCGCAGGUCCUGAUGCUGCUGGCCCUCGUGCUGGGACUCUUGGCGAACGCCAGCACGCUCUACGGCCUGAGGAACGUCUUCUUCGGCCUGGACGAGCGCAGGCCCAUCCGAGUGGCCUUCACGGCAGGUGGCCUCCUGCAUCUGCUGUCCAGCUUGUGCUCUCUUUUGCCUCUCUCCCUUAACCUGCAUGCCGUGGCCACCAAUCAGAACAUCAGCUUUCCGGAGAACUUUCACAUGCCUCCCACACCCUUGCAGCAGUACGUCGGAGUCGCCAUCAGGGUGGGCAUCAGCGCGGCUGUCCUGACCAUCGUCAGUGGGGUCAUGUUCCUCUGCUAUCAGUUCCCGGUCAGAGCGCACGCCAGGGUGGAGCCCUCGUGGGCAGAAGAAAGUAGCUCCAACGAUCCCUCUGCUGGACGGCCUCACUAUUUCAGACCGUACCUGGCGUGCCGGGACAACCCAGCCUUCCAGUCUCAGGAACAUGUCUAGUAGUACGGACCACCAGGAAAGAGGCAGAGGUAUCAAAAGAUUUACAAUGCAUCAUCUGUUUUAAUGCUUUGCAGGAAAAAAACAGAAACUGUCGUCUAAAAGGAGACACUUCUGGUAAUUGUUUUGAUGAAAUUUGUGCACUUUGAGACAUUUUAGAGAAAAUAGUUUUGCACAGAGCUUGUGGUAUGCUUAUCUGUAGAACACCUUGAAUGUAAACCUGCUCCUCAACCAAAGACUGAAUUGAGAUAUGUUAGUGAGAGCACUUUGAAUGCUUUGAAUGCCUUACUACAUGAAUGUGCAGCAUGACUGUAAAGCCACACAGAUAAUGCACUGUGUUUACAAGUUUCCUGCUCAAUGGCCUGACCUCUGUGGACCUGCAGCUGUUUGGGAAGUGGCAUACACACUUCCCUCCCCCCUACACUUUUUCAGUAGUCACUGUCAUGCAUUCCUUUUCUCAGUGGACUCAUGGGUGGGUAAUCAAAUUGACCGUUUGUUUAUGUCCAACUGUCCUUUUUCAUACCUAUAGUGUAUUCCUACUGGAAAGCCAAUUCAUAUGUUAGAUCAGUGUUUCUUAACUGGUGGGUCAGGACCCAAAAGUGGGCCGCGGAACCGUUCUGGGUGGGUUGCGGAGCUUGUUGCUAAAAAAUAGAUCUAAUGUUGAAAUGUUUGAGAAACAUUGUAUGCCAGUCGUUGCCAUGGAUAAAGACAAUGUCUGUGUGACAGGUCAUGUUAGACAUCAUUUUGGUAAAUAUUUGAAGUAUGAAUUUACUUAUGUUGAGGACAACAAGUGACAGAAACCCCAGUGUCUGGUGUGUAUUGCUGGCACAUGAGAGCAUUAAGCAUCAAAACUAAAGCGCCACAUGGAAACAAAGCACCCUACUGUCAAAAACAAACCUGUCGAAUCCUUUGAAAGGCUACACAUGAGUUGAGGACACAAAUAUGCCCAACAUGGCAUGUUCCAAACAAGUACAGGUCUUACCUCACCGAAUCAGUUGGUUACAAGGCUAAAAUAUCGGUCGCGACGUAAUGAUCAUGGGAAAUUAAGGGUCUCAAGGCCAGACCAGUUAAGAAACACUGUGUUAGACUACAGUACAUGUGGAUAGUUAUUAUUAUGCAUUGGUCAUGAUCCAUAAAUAUGUUGUAUUAAAAUCUACCCUACACCCAGAGUAUCAAUAUAUGUUUGUUUCUUUCAAGCAUGUGGACACACUGUUUAUAUGUAAGACUGACAUCUCAUUACAAUGCUGUUAAGUUACAGUAUGCGUCUUCUUGUGGUUUGCAUACUUAUCAUUAGUCGCCUUUACAUGUAAAUACACAUCAAACACACUUAUAUGGAUACUUGUAUGGCACUAUAUUUCUUCAGUGUCAUUAAGGUAUUUUUUCGAAUUCUAAAGGAACUGAA